UUCCAUAUGGAUGGUGAUCCUUAUACAUUGGUUGGAUGAACCGUAAGAAUAGUUUUCAACUAAGAGUGGUGAAUCAUAUGGUUUAAGAAUUAAAAACAUAUCAUCCAGGAGAUGAUAAAUACAAUCAAAUACAUCUAGGGCAGAUGAUAAUAAGGGAAGAUCAGAGAGGCUCUCAAUUAGGAGAUGAUAAAUGGUUACAUACUUCUAACAAUCAAACACUUCCCAAAUUUUUUGGGAAAGUUACUGUAGCACUUUUCAAUCGAAGAUUAGGAGGACUAAAUGUGAUUUAAUUAUAAAACUAAUUACAUGGAUGGACGGGAAAUCGCGAGACGAAUCUAUUAAGCCUAAUUAAUCUAUCAUUAGAGAUUGGUUACUGUAGCACAACAUUGUCUAAUCAUUGCAUAAUUAGGUUCAUUAGAUUCGUCUCACGAUUUUGCCUGGGGGUGUGGAAUGGAUUUUGCGAAUUAUCCACAUUUAAUACUCUAAAUUAAUGGUCAAACGUUAUAAAUUACUUUAGCGAGCGAAUUUUUUUUGGAACUAAACGGGCUGUAAGCCACGAUGAAUGACUGGCCUGACGAUGAACUACGUCAAAAUGGCAACACAUACAACGGUCUCCGAUGUCCCCACGCUCCAAGGCUUUUGACCUAGUAAACCCUCCGGCAUAAUCGCUUGCCCGAUGGCCGCCGCCGCCGAAGCCGAAGCCGCCGGCGCGUUCCCCUCCACCGCCUCGUCCGACUCCGACUCCGAAGACCUCCUCCUCCUUCCAAACCUCCUCCCGUCCGCACCUUCCUCCCCGUCGCACUCGCAGCUCCACCACUUCCACGUCCCGUCCCUCCCGUCCCCCAUCACCGUGCGCGCGCUCCCCUCGCGGGGCCUGUCGUUCCAGCUCUGGCCCUCCGCAUCCACGCUCCUCCGCGUCCUCCCGGCCUCCCCGCACUUCCUCCCGCGGGCGCCUGCCCCGGGGGGCCCGCCGCUCAGCGUCCUCGAGCUCGGCUCCGGCACCGGCGCCGCGGGUCUCGCGCUGGCCGCGGCGCUCCCGGCCCGCGCCAUCCUCUCCGACCUCCCCGACGCGCUCCCCAACCUCCGCCACAACGCCGACCUAAACGCGCCCCUCCUCGCCUCCGCCGGCGGCGCCGCCUCCGUCGUGCCGCUCCCCUGGGGCGACGCCGCCGCGAUGCGGGAGGUGGCGGCGGCGCGGGCGGAGGCACCUUUCGACCUCGUCGUGGCGUCGGACGUUGUGUACUAUGAGGCGUUGGUUGACCCCUUGAUCGAGACGCUGCGGUUCUUCGUCAAGGGGGAGGUGGUGUUCCUGAUGGCGCACAUGAGGCGGUGGAAGCGCACCGACAAGAAGUUCUUCGGGAAGGCGAGGAAGCUGUUCAACAUCGAGGUGGUGCACGAGGACCCGCCGCUUGAAGGUUGGCGCCACGGGCCGGUGGUAUACCGGUUCACCGUGAAGAAGCAGCACGGCAAGAAGUGAUGAAGCUGCCUCAAGGUCAAGAAGACACUCAGGUUCUUGGAGCUGGCCUGGUAAGUUACCCAUGCAUUUGCUAUCCUACCAUCCUUGAUGCUACUUUUCCAUUUUACAUUGGCUGCAGAUACGAUCGAAUUGAUGUUGAUACCUACAUGGUUGUCGUCUGGAUCCCAUGUGUUCUUGUGGCUGUCAAACUCGACGGCCAAGAUCUGGUUGGAUAUCCCACUCUGAUCAGCACUGCCACUGAAGAGGCCAAGGUUACCAUCCGUGGAAUUAUUGGGGACAACAGAAGGGUAUGGUGAGAGGAAAAAGGCAAGCCCCUCACCAUAUGAGCCAUCAGUAACGUUAGCUUUUAUCAUGAAUGUGAAGCGGGUUGUGAAGUCAGCCAACUGACCAGUGGUGCUAUCCCAGAGGGUUACUGGAUCCUUGAAGACUGCUCGGCCGACACUGUGAGCAAUCUCGCCAUCCAUCUCUUCCUUGGUAAGCCUGACCGCCUUGUUGUAGAAGGCAUCCUCUUGGAACUGGAUUGUGGCAACUCCAUUGUGGUUCGAUUCAGUGAAAUUCAGCUUGAAAUACAGAGGACUGACGCAGCUGAUAUUCUGAAAUAGGAAUACGUGGAGUGCCAAGAAGCUGGUAACUGAGCUUCUUGAUCUCAUUGCUGUUGAGAGAGAGCUGGAGAAGCAGGAGGGGAGCAAGGGAGGAGAGGCAAAGCAUCACAACUUCUGUGGAACUGAGGUUGUUUCCUAUGUAUGCUGAUGUAAAUGAGUUCCCAACUUGGUCAGCCGUCGGUUACUUCACAGUGCAGACAUGCUUGUUUUUUGCGUAUCACUAUGGCCGGCCUGUCAAUAGGGCAUAGGCCUUGAAAGGACAGAUGUAAGCCACAGGAGAAGCCGCUCAAAUUUGAAGUUUAUAUUGGUGCUACCAGAGGGAGGAGGAUGUAUAAUAAUGGUAUGAUGUUGAAAUAUGAAUUGAAUUUUUCAACAGGAGAGAGGAUGCUUGGUUUCUAUCGCCAUUGCCGUCCUAGAUCACAGAUAAAUACAAAGAUAGUGACAUGAAACGAGGUCAAGUAUAGUCCGUCCACACUGAGUUUGUUGAUUGCCGGCCAAAGCAAGAUCUUUGCUUCUUUCAGCAAAUGGAGCAGGUAUCUUUAGUGGUAUCCCUGAAGGCCAGGAGCUCACACUUUCCUUCCCUCUGGCAUCUGUGCUUACCACACUGGAUCCGGGUGUAUUUUCUUUUUUCAUAUAGUUCAAUGACAAAUCAUGUCAUUCAUCUGUAGAUAGUUUACCUGGUCCUAAUAUCAGGUCAAUGUUUCUCAAUAUAUUGUGUAAACUUCAAUGUUUACAGACAUCUGUCGCCAAAUAAGAUCACAUUUAGUAGUAGGACGACUUAUUACUA
Messenger RNA from Panicum virgatum (switchgrass), 2866 nucleotides. Its product is annotated as protein-lysine methyltransferase METTL21D-like. Bases 677 to 1477 code for a protein of 266 amino acids. The record is from RefSeq and is a predicted model, not a curated record. The transcript is spliced from 2 exons. Lineage: Eukaryota; Viridiplantae; Streptophyta; Magnoliopsida; Poales; Poaceae.